UAUUGUAAAGAUAAAGUCAAAAAUAUAACUCCUUUGUUUAGAAAAGUCUGAACCAUCCUACAGUAACCGACGUCGUGACCUUGACCUUGACCUCACGGAUGCUGGACGAUAGUGAUAAAUGUAUCAAUAUUAUACACAACUCGCCACUCGUAUAAUGUUUAAUUGCUAUGACUGAAGAAGAUAAUUUUAUUCUUUUUAAGAGGUCAUUCGCGAAUAACAAACAGGAAAAUAUAAUUCUAAUUUGAUAACUAUUAUGCUUCCAAUCUUUUAACGAUGUGCACAUCUCUAUUAUUAGCUUAAAGUAUUAAAAAAUGUAUUUAAUUACUUUUAUUAUUGCUCUUGGUGCAACUGCAGAGGUUUCUUAUCUUGGAGCAGAUGGAUUUAGUAACUCUUCACACAGAAAUAUAUUACGAUUCAAAAGACGAACUGAUUGCAAUGCAGAUGAACAUGCAUGUAGUGAUUUCUGCAUUCCACUAGACAAACAAUGUGAUGGUGUGUUGGAUUGUUCUGAUGGAUCUGAUGAGGCAUCGUGUGAGAGGUUUUUCCAAUACCAAUGUCUUGAUGGUAAGCGGAUAUCGGUGGAUAAGCGAUGUGAUGGAACAAAAGACUGUGCUGAUGGAAGUGACGAAACACACGCUCUCUGCCGGAAAAUGUCUUGUCCUGACUAUCUGUUCCGUUGUACGUACGGCGCGUGCGUGGACGGCACAGCUGCGUGUAACGGAGUGAAGGAAUGCGCAGACGGAUCUGAUGAAUUGCUGCCACGGUGUCGUGAUCAAAGUGAUAUUGUUGGCGACAAAUUCCGCUGCGAGAGCGGUGAUAUGAUAGAUUUGUUCCUCGCGUGCGAUGGGAAUGCGGAUUGCGCUGAUCGGUCGGACGAGUCGCUAAGGGGAUGCGCAGGCGCAGUUUGCCAAACAAAUCUCUUUCAGUGCGCGUACGGCGCUUGUGUCGACGAGGGAUCUGAUUGUAACUAUAUUCAGGAAUGCGCAGACGGUUCUGACGAAUCUGACUUAUUAUGUAAUCGGACCAUAACAACUACCACCACUACUACGGAAGCAGAGAUUAUUGUCGCCCCAAAAACCUGUUCGGUACCAGAACAUCCCAGACACGGUCUGUAUCGUCUGGCUUCACCCACGACUUCCAAUCGCUACUUGACUUUGAACGUGUCCUGCAAGCCUGGAUACAAAUUGGUCGGAGAAGAGACCAUACAUUGUUAUAGCGGAGUCUGGUCUGUGGAGACUUUGCCCACCUGUGUGCGGUCCUGCAAGCUGCACCCAUCAGACAGUGUGGUGUACCGUUGCCUGGUGACGGAGUAUGGCGGGAUUGACAGCAUCAGAGAUUGUGGGAAGGAGGAGCUGGACGGUACGACGGUGCAGCCCGAAUGCCGGCGCCCGAAUUAUUACAGCCCCCGGGACUUGCCAUAUAUGUUCUGUACGGAUGGACAGUGGAAUUAUAAGCCUAAAUGCUAUCCGGAAUGCGGGACUGUAACCCCCAAAGGGGAGAUACUAGUGAUAGGGGGCGGGAUGGCGGAACGGGGUGAGGUGCCGUGGCAUGUGGGCAUUUACUUAAAGAAUUUGACUGCGCACACGCACACCCAGAUCUGUGGGGGUUCACUUAUUAGUACUACAACUGUUAUAUCGGCCGCGCAUUGCUUCUGGCACGAGCAGUUACAGCAAUUGCCGAGUUAUUUGUACUCGGUGGCUGUCGGAAAACUGUACCGGGAUUGGGACCAUCCCUACGACUCGUUAUACGCCCAGCGACGGGACGUAUCAAAAAUAGAGUUGGCCUCGCGCUUCUACGGCGCUGAUUUAAACUAUCAAUACGAUCUGGCCGUGGUGGUAGUCAACGAGCCGUUCUACUAUCGCCCCUACAUACGUCCGCUCUGCUUGGACUUCGAUCCGAAACUGAACGAGGAGCAACUGAGAAAGGGGAAUAUGGGCAAGGUAGCAGGCUGGGGCCUCACGACUGGCUAUGCGGGGUCAGAAUCGCCCAUUUUGAAAGUUCUGGACGUCCCGUUCGUACCCUUUGAUGACUGUGUCAACAACACUUCGAGAGAUUAUAAAGAGUUUCUGGCUGCGGACAAAAUUUGCGCUGGACAUGCUAAUGGUACAACCCUUUGUAAAGGCGAUAGUGGUGGGGGUUUAGCGUUUCCAGCUCUGGUACAGUCCACCUCUCGGUACUUCCUACGUGGAGUCGUUUCGACCAGCCCACCCGCUAGAGAUACUCGCCUGUGUAAUUUAUACUCUUACACGGGAUUCACCAAUAUAUUGGCCCAUGAAAGUCUGAUUAAGGCCUAUUGGUAUGUUUGAGACGCGGAAUAGAUGGGAUGGUGUUGCCACUGUUCAGUGUACAUACGAGCAAGUGUUGCCACAAUUUAUUUUGACAAUAAAAUUAAUAUUACCUAUGGUCGAGUUCCCAAAAACUAAGGUUAAGUUUAAAGAUCAAAUGUUUUGGAUGAAAAGUUUUUUAAUUCAGUUAAAUUAAGUGCCUUAAACUCAAAAUGUUUAGGUCAAAAGUAAAAAUUUUAUAUAAAUAAAAUUCUAACACUGUUUUAUUUUCUUUCCACUAUUGUCUAUGGAUUUAACGCCUUAGUUUUCCUCAUUUCGUUUAUUGGCAUAUUUAUACAACUCUCUUUAAUAUUUAUUGUAGCAAUCUUUAAAAAAUAUAUACAAUUUUGAAGAAUGGAUAUUUUAUUAAAGAACCCGUAUACUAUGGGUAAUCCAGAAUGAUACUCAGGUCUCGAAAAAUAACUCAAGCGUGUAAUGAGCACAACAUUUAUUCCUAAAUCAGGCAAAGAGAAAACCAUAAUUCUCUAUAACUCGAGCGUAGUGGAAGCCACGCGGCACACCUGAAAUAAAUAUAUUUUUUUGGCACUCUCCUGUCUUAUGAUCGUAAUAGUUUAAAUGUAAUUGACUUGUACUGGACAUGCGGGUAACAUUAAAUAAAAGUUUCUCCUGUAUACAUCUAUAAUACUCCCCAUAAUGUCUCUAGAUUCAAAAAUCAAAAUCAUUUAUUAAUUUAGGUAAUACAAUGUACACUUAUGAGCGUAAAAAAGUACAUACGUCAUCUACGUGUUUCCUACACAAUCGAUUUAAAGGUAAUGUUAUCUCGGCAAAUGAUUGAUCCCGUAAUACUCCAUCUGCAGAAACUAAAUGACCAAUAUAUACCUAUUCUUAUUAUUAGAUAGUAAUAUCAUUAAAAGUUGGCACUUAUCUGAAAUUAAUUUUAAGUAUAAUUUCCUCAAUUGUUGGAGUACGUCUAUAACAUUUUUAUUUAUGACAAUUUAAGCUUCGUCCAAAGAUAAUCAAAUCAUCCAGAUAAACGAAGCAUUUGUCAUACGUCAGACCGGACAGAGCUAUAGACAUUACUGUACUCAAAUUACUACAACAAGUUUUAAGUCCCAUUGGAAGACGUUUUAAUUUAUAUUGACCUGAACUAGAAAAAGAAGCAAUAUAUUUACGAGUUUAAGGACAUAACUAACUUGGUAAUAGCCUUGAUUUAAGUCUAAAUGUGUGAAAUACAUUGAUCCUGAAACUGAGUCUAGGUUGUCGGUGAUUUUAGGUAAUGGGAACUUAGUAUCAACUAUUACAGCAUUGAGUUUUCUAUAGUCAACUACCAAAAGCCUUCAGAGUUUUUAGGAAUGAGCAACGAAGGACGGUUCCAUUCGCUUGAAGACUCCUCUAUUAUAUCAUCCUUCAGCAUUUGCUUAAUUUAUCUAUCAAUGUCGGGCUUCAGUCACCGAGGCAAUCUAUAAGCUUUAACAUACGUAGGAUUAUCAUCCGGAGGCUCUCCUGAUGUUAAGUGAUACUGCCGCCCAUGGACACUCAAUGCCAAAGGGCUCGCGAGUGCGUUGCCAGCCUUUCAAAUAUUGGUACGCUCUUUUCUUGAAGGACCUAUUUUUAUUUGUAAACGUUAAAUCGAGUUAGGCGAGAUUCAAUAAAUCAGCCCAACAUGUGCCUGCAGUAAUGAAGAGCAAACAGUGGAACAUGUGCUUCUACACUGCCCUAUAUUCGCAUCGUCCAGGCACGACCUGGAGCAACAAAUGCAGAUGACUGUAGACCGUGACGGCCUACAGGACAUGUUAAUAAAGC
Pieris brassicae (large cabbage white) is the source of this 4088-nucleotide messenger RNA. Its product is annotated as modular serine protease-like. The record is from RefSeq and is a predicted model, not a curated record. Lineage: Eukaryota; Metazoa; Arthropoda; Insecta; Lepidoptera; Pieridae. Gene Ontology annotation, cellular component: plasma membrane. Gene Ontology annotation, molecular function: serine-type endopeptidase activity; protein binding. Bases 312 to 2306 code for a protein of 664 amino acids. The transcript is spliced from 15 exons. Gene Ontology annotation, biological process: proteolysis.